This is a messenger RNA of Solenopsis invicta (red fire ant), 5392 nucleotides long. RefSeq lists its product as uncharacterized. Bases 577 to 5277 code for a protein of 1566 amino acids. The record is from RefSeq and is a predicted model, not a curated record. The transcript is spliced from 7 exons. Lineage: Eukaryota; Metazoa; Arthropoda; Insecta; Hymenoptera; Formicidae. Gene Ontology annotation, cellular component: Dbf4-dependent protein kinase complex; nucleus. Gene Ontology annotation, molecular function: protein serine/threonine kinase activator activity; nucleic acid binding; zinc ion binding. Gene Ontology annotation, biological process: regulation of cell cycle phase transition; positive regulation of nuclear cell cycle DNA replication.
UUUGCUACCCAAAGUUCGGUCUCCUUAUUCUACUUCCUGGCACAUACAUACAAUACGCCCGGCAGCGCUUGUCAUUCGUGUUCGUCACCGCCCGUUCUUGCCGCUAAUUUCAGCGUGUGUGAUUUCAGUUUACAGUGUCGAGGUUUGAAAAAGCCUGGAGGUGUGAGCGAGUGAUUUGAACUUUUGCAGUUUUACGUUGGCCGACAAUGCGAUUUGAUUGCGUUGGUCGGCAACACGUAGUUUGAUAGUAGCAAUAGAACAUCUUUUUGAUUUAGGUGCACAAUUGUGACACGCAUUUUCACAAACGAAAGCGACAGAAAAAGAAACAGAGAAAAAGAGAGAGAGAGAAAGAGUGAGUGCGUGAGCGAGCGAGCGAGCGAGCGAGCGAGCGAGUGAGAGACGAACGAGAGACGGAGCAUGCGACCGCGCCUCUGCGACGUUACUCGGCGUGUCGAUGAGAAUGGGAAGUGCGCCGCCGCCGCCGCUGCCGACGACGACGAGGACGAGGAACGAAAGUGAGUCAGGGAUAACAUCGUUGCGGUACGUCGUACGGCGCUGCAUCAUCAUUGCAUAGGAAUGGUAUCGCCAUCCAAGCAUCAAUAUCAGCAGCAACAGCAACUCAGACAACCAUCGAGAGAGAACAAGUUUGAUCCGCGACGAACGCCAGAUAUUCGUAUACGAAAGGGCCCGCAACCUCUGGAAGACAAGUCGUUCUAUUUGGACAUAAAGAACCAUGCCGUCGCGACCAAGCUAGAGGCACAGAUCAGGGAGUUGGGUGGUGUGGUUGAAUUGUUUUUAGUACGCAGUGUGAAUCUUGUAGCCAGUGAUAGAAUAGAUAAGGCAGGUCAUACAAACUUGGAGAAACAUAGAUGGGCUUACGUCAGUGGUGGCAGUGGAGGACCCCGUUCACUGAAAAGCAUUGAAGUACCAACUCCUACACCCCCAACACCAUUGCUAAGUUCUGAAUGCCCCUCGUCCAAUUCUACUCUGCGGGGUCAAACUACCCAAAGAUCUAAAUCGCGGGUGGAUGCAAUGUUGGAACGUGCUCUGACACAACCACAACAGUGUUCCGUGGAUCCACUAAACAACGCCCACACUUGGAAAAUUCCUAUUUGGACGACAGAUAAAUUUCAGGCUUGGCUUGACAAGAUCUAUGAAUCUGUUAAGAAUAAUUCUAACUUAAAGCAAAACAAUCAGCAUAGCUUGACGAGAGUCAAGCUUUUGAAAAGACCAUACGUAAAAUUUGACUCUAUUUACAGAACUACCAGGCCUGUAUUUCUGGAAUUAUCGUCGUGGCCCACGUUAAAUUUCGACGGUGAUCCUGGUUCGUGUCCUUUUGACACAAAGAAGCAGGAAACGAGAGAAAACAAAUUGACAAACAAAGAGGUCAAAGAGAAUAAGAGGAAUAUUGAAUCUAUAAAUAAGGCGGAGGGUAAAGAAAUGACUCGAAGACCUCGUGCCACCGCUGCACGUACUCGCAGAACGGAACAAUUAGUCUCUGGCUAUUGCGAACUUUGUCGUAUUCAAUAUAACGAUUUAACGAAGCAUGUGCAAAGUGAGCAGCAUCUGAAUUUUGUGGGGAAUGAUGACAAUUUUUUGUCAUUGGACACGUUAAUCAAUGCAGGCGCCAAUGUGGAAGCGUUCUUAAAAUUAAAUAGAACAAAGGAUAUCGAGAAAGGCUGCGACUUAUUCCCCAAUGGAAAUGGCAAUCUUCAUAACAUAGUGCUGCCCGAGGAGAAAGUUAACAAGAACACCAAGACUUUAAGUAACUUCACUGUUGACGAAAUAAAAAUGGUAAAUGGUGCACGCAGGAACCUUAAUUUAAAGUUAAGCUCACCGCAUAAUCUACGUACUCGUACAAAACACGAAAGUGGACAUCUCCUCAGGUCUAAGGGCAGUCCAUGGCACGAGGUUGACAAGAAUGAGAAAUUGUAUGAUAAAUUAGAAGGUUUUACCAUCAAAAAGCGUUCAAAAGGUACUAUCUGGAUCGAAGAAGAUGAGCCGGACGAGAAGUAUACAGAAGAUAUCUUGAACGAUUCUAAGCAGGAAGACUACAAAAUCAAACCGUUCUCAAACAAUAUCGAAUUUUAUAACAGUAAGGAAGAUAAUAUCAAUAAUAAACACAGUAAUCUGGAUCCACCAAAAUUGCAAUCGGUGAUCGUACAUAGAAAUGCGCAAAACGGUAUUAUAAAUUCGCAUCAUGUAUCGGAGGAUCCAGAUUAUUUCAAUAGCAAAAAUAAAUGUAACGGUGAUGAAAAUGCGGGCGUUUUGGAGUGUAGAAUAAAAGAGAUUAUAGUCGAUAGUAAUUACGUUGUUGGAAGUUGCAAAGACGAUCCAUUUCAGAGAGACAAUUGUACGUUGCAAGCGGAAAAAGUGGCGAUAGAUGCGAGAAAACUUUCGUUGAAUAAUACGAACGAGAUUGUUUGUAACGGACAUAACAAAAGCGAACAAAAGGACUUGCAAACGUUACAAGGUGAGAAUACUCGGCACAUGAAGCUCAAACAUCCGCGCGUGAAUCGAAGGGGCAGGAAUAUCAGAGGUCGAUAUCGACACCGAUUAUCGGUGGAAGAACGUUUAAUAGAGGACAAUCGUGCCUAUUACAAAGUGGAAGUGUUGGGUAAUAAGUUGCGAUCGAGUGCGGUUCCAAGCGGCAAUUUCCAACACACAUCGAAAGAUUGUGAGGGCGAGGAGAAGGAGACACCGUCCAACGAAAAGCCAGUGGUAGUGCGGUUUAAGCGCGUAAGAAAGUCCGAAUUAUCAUUGCUGAGCGACGAGGCAGAAUCCUUCAUGUUCGGUGAACCAAAACGAGACGAUUCCAGCGAGCAAACCAGUGAUUGUGAACAGAGUAGCGUAUUGCCAAGAGACACGGAUAGCGAGGCUCACGGAACUAUUAAUUCAUCCAUGUCAUCGAAUUUGUCGUUAAAUUCCAGUCCUAUUAAACAGGAAAUUAUUGAAGAGGACUCGCAGGAUUCUGUAAACGUGAGUAGAGCAAGAAAAAGAAGACGCACGCAGGCUGAAGCAUUCAUCAAGGACAAUACUGAUUACUACAAGUUUGAAACGCCUGGUAGUAGACUAAGGUACCAAGCUCCCAUAACUGGAAUCAAAGACACUGCCGUGGAUGAUGGUAAAGAACAUGGCACGGUGAAGAAACUGACAAAUGAACCGGAAGAUCGCAAAUUGCAGGCCGAUGGCGUUGUCGAGAAAAUUUAUCCGUCCAAGCCAUCAGCAGAGAUCGAAAAGAUGCAAUUCUCCUUUGAGUCGGUACCUAUGUCCGAACCGUGGUAUCAAACGUAUCAGCGUCAAGAUACAGGUUCCGAGUUUUGGCAUUGCUUCAGCGAAUGCGAUGCAAUGAAGCCGUUUCUCUUACCGUACGAGAUUGAAAACUUUCAUGAGACGCUGAUGAAGGCACAGAACAGAAUCGAAAAUGGCAGAAGAAGGGGUCGUGGCCGUGGUAUAGGAUGCAUGGGACGCUCGCCGAGGAAGAGUCCGCGUUGCCAUGCAUCCACUUUGGCUAUUAUGUCUACCAUAAUUCGCAAAAGGGAACAGCAAUCGACUCUAUCUACGAUAGAAGAAUCGCCGCCGGCCAGAUCGCGCGUCAACACACCGAGGCUCGAACAAGCCUCGAAAAAGUCAGAUCUCAAAUUAGAUAUAGACGAGGAAAUAAAAGAGAUAACAAAAACGAUCGACGAGAUGUUGAGUGCAAAAGGUAUGACCGAGUUGGACGACUCGUUUGAGCCUGAUUUGGAUUUGGCACAAACCGAUGGGUUCUGUGAAACGAAGGGCGCACCACUAAAUUUGCUUGAGUUGCUCGACAACUGUCAGGACAUUACUAACUGUCUGGAGAACAACUCAUCGUGUGCUAGCUCGGAAUGUGGUGAGAUAAACGUGGACAUUCCGCUAAAACGACGGAAACGAAGAAAAAAUCGGACUGGUUGGCCGGUUGGUAACAAAAUGAAAAAGAAAAUACAAGUGAAUAGCAAGAUCUUGACAGACUGCGAUCGGGAAUCGUUGAUGGAGAAAAGGCUCUAUCCUGACAGCAGUUUUACCAGAUGUCACAUGUUGGAUACAUCCAACAGAUCAUUGGAAGCUGAUUCUCACGCAGUAACAACGUCGAUGAACAUCGUGUUGCCGAUGGCUGCAGAACGAUUAAGUGCCAGUCAGAGGAACAACACUUUAGAAACUUGCGCAAUGUCUCAUAAAUCGUAUCACGAGGCACUCGCGAAAAGGGACAGAAGUGUAGAGGCUGUUAACAGUGACAACACGGGCCUAUUGGCAAAUACGAACAACUACAUGGAGUCUGUCUCGGAAAAUGUAUGCGAUGAUGGGCCAAUGAACACUACUUAUCUGUCGAGCAAAGAUUAUUUAUGUAGAAAAGAUCUUUCGGAUUCAGGCAACGAUGAGAAUCAUGAAAAUCAGAAAAAUCUGUUUAGCAGAAAGGAUGUCAAUGCAGUUACCGAGAAUUUAGUCUCGAAUUUGGUCACCAAGACAUCAUCCAUCAGGAAGCAACGACAACGCGAGCAUGUCAGCAAUGCCGAUGGCUGCGAGUCGCGGGAUACGGAGAUCGAGAAUCAGAACAAUCUACAGUUGCAGUGUAGAAAGGAGGAAACCGGUAUAGUUCCUAAGAAACACCACAAUUCUAGUUCCGAGUUGUCGUCGAAGCGGCAAUUGCGCGGCGGCACCUGCGAGGAAAACUCGUCUGACACGGGAGAAUUGUUGAAACGUCGUCGUGGUAUCGUGUUUGCCACAACGAGGCGCGGUCGAAUGGGCUCACGAAAACGGAUUUACUCCAAAAAACGUCAGUCGAGAACGGUUCGCAAUAAUACCAAUCUGUCGUCGCCCGAUCGCGUCGGAAUGGUAUAUGAAAACGAGAAUUGUAAAAAGGAUGCCUAUUUGAGUAUUACGUGUAAUAAGAAACAGUCACCAGGGAUGCGCGGUGUAAAACGCAAAAGCGAAGCCAUUUCGUCAUCGGACAAUAUUCAGGAGUCGUCUGAUUCGAUGAUGGAUCAAUGCGCCUUGUCAGAACGCAUUAGUCCGUCGAUAAUAUCAUCCACUGAGCUUGAGCAGCGUCGUUCAAGCAUUGAAUUUCAACCAGUUGUACGAAUGAUGAAGCUCGAUGACCAAGUGGACAUGGAUCAUAAUAUACUGUCAACGGUGACGGUAGCGAGCAACCGACGAUUAAGAAGUUCCGGCAGUUCGCCACGAUCGAACCCCAAGCCGCCGAGAAAACGUGUCAAGUCCAGCCGCGGACACUUUGGACGGUGGUUGAAGAACAGCUGAAGACCUGGAGAACGAAAAUGCAGAAGAAAGAGGCUGUACUUCGGCUUAGAUUUCAAUGAUGGUGGUCAGUUGUCGAUCUCACGAUCCGAUAUCUCGUCAAGCUGCAGUGUACAUU